GCAAUUUGGCAGGGAGAAUUGGAGCUGAGAGGGAGAGGACGCAGUGUGGGCGGGUUAAGAAACACCGAGAGGGAGGGGACGUCAGCGUUACAUUCCCAUCGUUUUUGCCCCUUCAUGCGACGUCUGCCGAAAACAAGGACAUCGGCAUUGAGAUACUAUCCGUUCGUAUCAGUCUUGCAUCAAACUGAAGCGUGCACAUUUGAGCAUAUUCAAUAGAUCUGUAUAUGAAAUUCCGUUACCUGCGCUUUAGAUAUUUUUGCGUCGGAGGAGGAUAGCUGAGCUGCAGAGGCGCGGAUGCUACGAGGGUAGCGUUGGGUACCACAACACCUCACACUCAGCACGAUGGACAGAAUGAGUUUUCUCUCCUUCCUCCUCCUUUGCUUGACUUCAGUUGCCAAUGGCAACAAAGCCAAUAAGCACAAGCCAUGGAUCGAGACGGAGUACCAGGGUAUCGUCAUGGAGAACGACAACACCGUUCUUCUCAACCCACCACUGUUCGCCCUGGAUAAAGACGCUCCACUGCACUAUGCAGGUGAGAUCUGUGGCUUCCGGGUGCACAAUGGGCCCACGGGAUCCAGUUCGGUACAGUUUGAGGCGGUGGUUCUGGACCGCUCGACAGGGGAGGGCCUGGUCCGCUCUAAAGAGCCCCUGGACUGUGAGAGCCAGCGGGAGCACAGCUUCACCAUCCAGGCCUAUGACUGUGGAGAGGGCCCCGAUGGAGCCAACAGCAAGAAGUCCCACAAGGCUACGGUGCAUGUACGUGUGAAUGACGUAAACGAGUUCUCCCCAGUGUUCGUGGAGCGUCGCUAUGAGGCCUCCGUCCCAGAAGGCCGUCUGUUCGACCGCAUCGUGCGCGUCGAGGCCCUCGACGCAGACUGCUCUCCACAGUACAGCCAGAUCUGCUUCUACGACAUCAUCACCCCCAGUGUUCCCUUUGUCAUCGAUAACGAUGGUAACAUUAAGAACACAGAGCCAUUGGAUUCGAAGCGCCAGCGUGUCCACACCUUCUGGGUGACAGCGUUUGACUGUGGCAAGAACCGUGCUCAGGCCGACGCCCAGGUCGUCGUCACGGUCAAACCGUCCUGCAAACCCGGCUGGAUCGGUUGGUCGAAGCGGGUGGAGUAUACCCCCGGGUCAGGCAGCAUUCCCCUGUUCCCCAGUUUGCACCUGGAGACCUGCGAAGAGACUGUGUGGAACAUCCAGGCCACCGUAGAGCUGCAGACUGGCCAUAUUGGGAAGGGCUGUGACAGGGACAGCUACUCAGACCGAUCAGUGCGCAGACUCUGUGGUGCUGUGAGAGGUGAAGUGGAUUUACUCCCGCCCCCAUCCCCAGCAGCCAAUUGGACCUCAGCCUUGCCCACCCUCCCUUCUUCUGAUUCGUCCCUGGUGUUCUCCUUCAAUGGCUCCACCCAUGUUGCUGUGGUACCCGACUCCGUUGCCGCGGCCGUAUCCGGAGACCAUUUCACCCUCCAGCUGUGGAUGCGAAGGGGUGGGAUCAACACCCAGCCUCCGACUAAUCAGGCCAGAGGAAACCGCAGGGAGGAGGAGACUAUCGUCUGCAGUACCGUCAAGAAUGACGACUCCUUCUCCCACUACUCUCUCUCCGUUCACGGCUGCCGUCUCUCUCUUUUCUACUGGCCCGACGUCUCCGCUGCGCGGCCCGUGAAAUUCCUCUGGAAACUGGAGCAGGUGUGUGACAGCGAGUGGCAUCACCUGUCCCUCAGUGUCCAGUUCCCCUCUGUGACACUGUAUGUGGAUGGAGUCACCUUCGACCCCGCCCUCAUCCACGACAACGGAGUCAUACCCAACCCUGCCCCACGACAGCGACUGGUCAUUGGCGCCUGCUGGGAGACAGAAGAUAAACAGAAGGACAUCCUUAACAACACCAUCCCUGAAGGGAAAGACACAGGGAAGUAUGUGGGGGGUUACCGUGGCCUGUUGUCAGGGGUGACGGUGCGUCCAGGGAGUGUGGAGCCCCACAGUGUGGUGGAGUGUCUGUACGCCUGCAGAGAGGGGCUGGACUUUGGGGACCUGGAGACCUUGGGCUCAGGCAUGAAGGUGCAUGUGAACCCAAGUCAGUCUGUGCUGGUUCUGGAGGGUGAUGACAUUGAGAGCUUCAACAGGGCCGUGCAACAGGUCACCUACAGGAACUCUCUCCGCUUCGCCACCCCUGGAGUCAGGCCACUCAAACUGACCACCUCUCUCAGGUGUUUCAAUGAGGAGAGUUGUCUUACGCUCAGGCAGUUGGAGGGCUACCUGGUGGUCCUUCAGCCUGACGCCCCUCAGAUCUCCCUGUCUGGGGUCGGCCCCCACCUGGCCCGCCCCGCGCCUGAAUUCGAGGGCCCCCGUGGUGUACCCCUCUUCCCAGAGCUGAGGAUCGUGUGCUCCCUGUCUCAUGCUGUUAACACAGCCGCUCAGGGCAUGGAGGGAGGAGCUCUGAUGUCAGACGCCGUGGCCCACACUCUGGACGGCUGUGAGGUCCCCCCUGGGGAGGAGCUAAACCCAGAGAGGGAGGAGCUCCUGGUGGACAUGGAUGCCCUGAGAGAGAGGGGUCUGGAGAUAAUCAACACCACUGCUUACAUCGCCAUCACAGGAGCGGAGUCCAUCUCCGUAUAUGAGGAUGUCCUUCGGUCCGUCCGUUACCGGCUGGCUAAAGGAUCGGCCCGCUUUGAGAGGCGGUUCCGUCUGUCCUGCUCCGAGAUGAAUGGCAGAUACACCAGCAACGAGCUCACAUUGGAGGUGAACUUCCUGCAUUCCCUGGACAGUCUGUACCACCCGUCUCACCUCCUGGCCUCCCAGCAGCAGUUCCUUCACCCGUCUCAUCACUCUGGGGAGCUGAGCGGACACACCCUGCCUAACCCCCACCGCAACUCAGUGGUGCCAGGAGCAGCCACAGUCAUCAUCAUGGUGUGCGUGGGCUUCCUGGUUGUCAUGGUGAUCCUGGGAGUGUUUCGAAUCCGCUCCAUCCACCGCCGUGGCGAGGGCACCAGGGGAGGGUCUAAGGAGGACAGCGGCCAAUGGGAUGACUCUGCUCUCACCAUCAUCGUCAACCCCAUGGAGUCCUAUGAGUCUCGUAUGGGCAUCUCAGCUGACACUGAAGGUGAGGGGGAGGAGGACGAGGAAGUGGUGGAGUCGCCUGACAACGCCAACGACGACCAGCGAAUCAUCAUCAAGAAAGAGGGCAGAGACGGCAACCCCCGUCGCUACUAAGCCAAUCGUCUCUCUCUCUCUGGACGCACACAUUUCUAUGGAAACCACAAAACGGCUCGCCACUCACACACUCUUCUCAACGCGUUUAAAUAUUGAAGACUGCUGACACCUCUAGUCUAUGGAAUGUAAACGUACAACAACAACAAAACACUGUAUUACCGCAACAUCACAGCACCAUGAAUGAUCUAUAGCCAAUAACAGUGCAUUCAAUGUUUUACCACGUAAAUGUUCUACGGCACAAUAUAUACAGUAUACUCUAACCGCCUGACCAAAACAACCAACAAAAAUUGUUUGUGGUGCACUAAUUCCUAACUCAGAGGGAAUUGACAUUGUCCUGGAAGUCUGUGUGACACAGGCCGGACCGAGGCUACAUAACUUAGGUGUAAAGUUAAGACUGUAUAUGUUUUAUUAUCUCUAUAUCACACUCCAGACACCUUUGCCCACCACACAAAAUGAAUAUUGAAGCAAUCGAUUCACACAAAGCCUCGUGUCGGCCCCUCACACAUAGAGACAAGCCCUGAUCCUGACGCUAUCCCACACACCUCUAGAUUUAAUCUAGUCGUCUUUUUGCUGCACUCUCUCUCUCUCUCUCUCUCUCUCUCUCUCUCUCUCUCUCUCUCUCUCUCUAUACAUUCCUCAACUUCCAAAAACAUGAACCCUCUCCCCACCAGAUCUGACUCCAGAUCAGAUCCACAUUUAUAGUAACCCUAAUAUACAAAAACAUACAAUUAUAGGGUUCUAACAGACUUUUACAUACUAUGUACGAUGUGCUUCACAUACUGUACGUGAUGUGCUAAAUUAGAUAUAAAUUGUCCAUGCAAAAGUGUACAUUUUCAGAACUUUCCUUUUGUCAGGGUAGACUUUUAAUUGUUAAAUCGUAUUGGUUGGUAGAACCCUUUCAUUGUAUGUUUUUGGCAAGUCAACCAAACAGGCUGCCGAUACGGGCAUAGAGUAACCUCUGACCCUUACCACAACCCCAGUGACUCGACUGAGCGACCCCCAGCCCAUUGCACUUUCACCACCCACCGCUCUCGUGACAACCUCACUACAACAACGACACACACACACCACAACACCCGCUGUAUCCAGAAUGUCAGCUCAGCUCGGGCAGUUUUGAUUGUAUUACAGUUUCUGUACAUAAAAUUAUUGUUAUUAUUAUUAUUGCAGUCAACUCUUGCUCUGUCUGUACUCUUAAAGAGGGAGCUGCAUAUACAUAUGAUUUAUUACCAAUUACAUUGUUUUAUCAUUUGACCAGCUGUUGUAUAUUUUUUAAAGGUUACACCAUCAGAAUACAGAGUAAUAAUAAUAAUAGUAGUAGUAAUAAGGAUGAUGAUUCCUGGCUUGAGGAGUGUAUUCAUUUGUGUGUUGAAUUGUUGUAAUUUAAAAUCUUGUUCAUAUCUGAAUUACAGUAAAUGGAGGGGACAUUGUGAUAAAUAGCUACUCUGUCUCCCCUCUCACUCUCACUCCUUCCUUCUUUCACACCUCCGUUAGAAUAUUCUCAAAUCGUUCUCUCUUCCUUAUCUCCUCUCUCUUCCCCCUCAUCGUUUUCUUUUCAUGCCAGUCCCCAUCAUCUCUUUGGUCUAUUGAAUGUAACCUCCUCCCUCUAUCAUCCUCCCUUUGUGUUUAUUGCUGUCUGUCUGUGUUUCAAUGUGCAGUGAUAAGCCUGUUGUUUUUCAGUGUAAUAUUAAAAAUGGAAUACAAAUUUCAUUAAUUACUUAUAUUAUUACUAUGGUUACUAUUGGGACAUUAACUGUAAUUAUUGAUAACAUGGAUUAUGAAGAUUAUUGUUAUUGAUAACUGUCUGAAAACAUUUCAAAGUUCAUAAUAAAACACUGAUGACGUCUAAAUGCUGCCUGUUUUUUUUUUUAAGUAAAUAAUCAAUUUGAAAAUAUUUCAUUAUCACCAUCUUCUGAGCACUUUUUGGAUGGUGUUAAGGGAUUUGUUUUGAUCAAUAAUGACUAAUUAUGUAUACAUUUCAAUCAGGACUGACUAAUCAGAAUACUAUUAUGUUACUGUAUAGAUGUAUGAAUUUUAUUUUAAUCCUAGUACUGAAUAUAAUGUGUGUAAUUAUAAUCAAGAAUUAGAACAAAGACUGUUCCUUGGUAGAAACGAAUGAACUUAUCGUCAGACUGGCUAGAAUGCUUAUCUACACAGGGAGACCUUGGCCUGGUCGUUUACCGGUGGGAACGAUGUAGGAAAGCUUGUGAACUAUACUGCCAUUGUAUCAGAGUGGAGGAGGGACGGGACAGUUUAAAAACUAUGACGUCAUUUUCAGUUUAUAACCUGUUGUAAAUUGUAUCAUGUUCAGUUCUCGAGAAUAAACGCUAUUGCUUGAU
Messenger RNA from Oncorhynchus nerka (sockeye salmon), 5546 nucleotides. Its product is annotated as calsyntenin-3-like. The record is from RefSeq and is a predicted model, not a curated record. Lineage: Eukaryota; Metazoa; Chordata; Actinopteri; Salmoniformes; Salmonidae. Gene Ontology annotation, biological process: homophilic cell-cell adhesion; positive regulation of synapse assembly; positive regulation of synaptic transmission. Gene Ontology annotation, cellular component: postsynaptic membrane; cell surface. Gene Ontology annotation, molecular function: amyloid-beta binding; calcium ion binding; kinesin binding.